AUCCAAAAAAAGUGGGUACUGAAUUCAAUACCAGCACCACUUUUCUUUUUGUUUUGUCAAUUGGUCAUAGCAGUGAUCUUAUUGAAACUGUUUGCUUGGUUUGGGAUCUUUACUUUACCUACUUUACAUUUAUCGAUUUUGAAAUCUUUGGUACCAUUGAUUUCUAUCAAUGUCUUAGGUCUUACUUUUAAUACUUAUUGUUUACAGUUUGUUGAUGCAUCAUUUUAUCAGGUGGCAAGAGGAUUGAUCUUACCUUUUACGGUUUUAGCUUCAUAUUUAUUUUUAGGUACAAGAUCAUCACCCAAGAUUCAUUUAUCAAUCUUUAUAGUCACUCUAGGCUUCAUCAUCGGAGUCUCAUCCGAAAGAUUAACCGUUUCUCAUCUCGGUGUAGCCUUAGGUAUCUUUUCAUCCCUGACGACUUCAAUGCAUGCGAUCAUCAUGAAACGAGCGUUGUCGAAAGUAUCAGGUACAAUCGAUCUCACUUAUCUUACAAACCUUUAUUCGGCUCUCUUGAUCUUUCCUUUUAUUGUGAUCAUGGGUGAACUUCAAAUCGUCUUGAGUUUACUCAUCGGCGCUCAUGAUGCUAGUAAAACCUUUUGGUUAGGCACUUUGGUCACCGGUUUGUUUGGGUUUUUGAUUGGGGUGGCUGGGGUGCUUUCGAUUAAAGUCACUUCUCCUGUGACUCAUAUGAUUAGUUCAGCUGUUAGAGGUGUAUUCCAAACUGUUCUAAGUGCUUCUGUGUUUGGUGACGUGAUCACCCCAGGUAGAUUAGGAGGCAUCUCGAUGAUCUUAAUAGGUUCGAUUUAUUAUACAUGGGUUAAAGAUCAAGAAUUGAAUUCUCCCUCUUCUACUUCUGAUCUUAAAGUGAAUGAAAGGAUUCAUAUGAAAGAUUUUAAUGAGAUUCAACCGCUGGUGAAUGAGAAUGAUGAAGAAUUGAAUGAGAUGGAUGAAGAUGAUCGAGAAUUACUUGAAGCUGCUAAACAACUUGGGAUUGAUAAAUGA
Molecule: messenger RNA, 1002 nt
Organism: Melampsora larici-populina 98AG31
Lineage: Eukaryota; Fungi; Basidiomycota; Pucciniomycetes; Pucciniales; Melampsoraceae
Exons: 3
Biological process (GO): protein O-linked glycosylation via fucose; GDP-fucose import into Golgi lumen
Cellular component (GO): Golgi apparatus
Molecular function (GO): antiporter activity
Source: RefSeq, a predicted model, not a curated record